AUGGCAACUUCGACCGAGGAGAGAAGCUGUCGCACUUGCAAGGUGCCUUGCGGCAACUGUGACAAAUCGAAACGGAAAUGCAUACCGGCGGGCUUCCAACUCUUUUGGCCAAGCGAGAGCGACAAGCGCCGCUUCAUAAUCCCCAAUGUGAAGCAAGCUGCCUCAACCCGCACGAAACCGAUUCAGCACCACUUUCUGAACGUAGAGAAACGGCACUUUGAGACCAGGCUAGAUGCGCUAUCAUUCGGAGCGGCCUUCAUAACUGCGAGGGUCCUUGCGCCUACGCCGUCGAGAUUGACAUUUCUUCCCUCCUCGCUUGCCUCCGUUCAGGACGGGAGUCAGAAUCUUUCCUACUUCUACCUCGUCGUCUCGAGAACAUUACCAAAUUUAGGUGGCACGGUCGAGCCUUUUCGGGAUUUGCUUAUGAAAUUGGCAUUGACAGAUGACAGUGUCUCGUCUCAAGCAGUUCUGUUCUCCGUCUUGUCACUCUCUUCUCUGCACUACCGACAAGACGGCCGCAGCGUCGAAUUCAAGGCUUCGACAUUGAAGGCUCUCGCACAAUGUGCCGCGACAGGCAACUUUACGAGUGGCCAGAUCCUGCAGCAUGUUGCUGCAGGCGUUCUCCUCGCCCGUGUUGAGAUGGCAUUGUUGACAGAUGCGACGACUUUGUGGCCAUUAUUCGUAUGCGGCGUCAAAACCUUGCUCACGAGUGUUUGGGAGAAAAAUCAGCUUCAUCUCACUCAAGAUCUGAAAUUACUGUAUAAAUACGUUCAGUAUCACAGCCUCAUGUCAAAUUUCUCCUUGAGGCACUGGCGGAAACCAAGAUCCGUUGAUCGUUCAUAUCGCGUACGAUUUAAAGGACAUGAGCACGAAUUUCUUUGCGCCAAGUCGUUGUCAAUUCCUGCGCUUCAGUGCUAUAUCUCACCUGAAGUUCAACUUCUCACUGAGGUUGUCGACGUGGUCUUGCUACCUGAACAACUCGGCAUCCAUUCAUCUGAGUAUCGCGAUGCACUCAAUGAUCUCGGCCGCAGAAUUCGCGAGGCUUAUGACGGUGCCACGGAAGAGACCGUCAACCUUUGCGCUCCAGCGGGUAAGGUGGUGGGAAUUGCAGCUGAAGUCGUCGAGAGAAAGAUAUUCAUCGCAGCAAUCUGGAUCUACUUCUUUCGAACCGCCCAGCGUCUUGCUGGACCCUCUGUCAUCACUCAGAAACUUCUGACGGAUACUCUCGAUGACUCUAGCACGGGCAUUGAGGCACUUGCGACCUGCAACAUACCUUUCGCUCUCUUCGUCUUGGGCUGUGAAGCCGAGACAGACGCCCAUAGGAAAGUUGUGCUGGACUGCAUAUCCCGCAGUGCCAGAGCUGCUUUGCCGGGUGUAAAGUCGGAUCCUGUCCACGCAUCACCGCAAAGAGCUGGAGAGAUCCUAGACCUGCUGGAAGACAUUUGGGCAUUAGAUGACAUACGCGCUGACCGGGACAGCGGACAGUACUUGGACUACGGGCAGAAGUUACAUUCAGUCUUCACGUCGUAUGAGCUACUCCCAGCACUUGCUUGA
Diaporthe amygdali is the source of this 1554-nucleotide messenger RNA. RefSeq names its product fungal-specific transcription factor domain-containing protein. Lineage: Eukaryota; Fungi; Ascomycota; Sordariomycetes; Diaporthales; Diaporthaceae. Bases 1 to 1554 code for a protein of 517 amino acids. The record is from RefSeq and is a predicted model, not a curated record. The transcript is spliced from 2 exons.